AGGUUCCAAAAGAAACACGUAUCUCCAAAAUAAUGGAUACCUGCAUAACAAUUUUUGGCAUCGAAGAGAAAAGAACUAUUUUAUUCUUUCGCAAUGGACUUAUUAAUUCCUCACAAGAAUUAUGUGAAGAUAGGUGUAUCGGAGAGCUGCAGAAUAGGGCAAUGAGACACAUCACGCUACAUCUGCAACAGAAGCCUGUAACACAUCCCGCCGAAACAACAAUACAAACAAAUCACAUGAAGGAUAAAAUACUUCACCUUGAGGAAGAACUCAAGAAAAAAGAUGAAGCCAUUGCAAAACUGGAAAGGCACUUAGCAUCUAUGAGGAUAUUUCACCAGCAAGUAUUAAAUAUCCCAGAAGCUCUUCAGACGUGGAAUUCAAAAAUGAAAAUAAUGUGUUGUAAGUCAUUUUCCCCCACAACUGAAGCAGAACUCCAAUGGGUCCAAAGUAAAGUGCAAGAAAAAACACUGGUUAUUGAUAGUAUACGUAAAAUGAAAGCAGAAAGGACAAGUCAACGUAAAAGCAGUGAAAAUGAUGAAAUGAUAGAAAAUUUAAACCUAGACUACUCAAUCAUUGAAGAAGAAAUACUCCUUUCCAAUCUGAAAGUGCAGAAAAGGUUCCUCAAAGAAUGCCAAACCAAUUGGAAGGAAUGGAAAGCCUUAGAAGUGACUCAGGCUGCCGGCGGAGUGGUCAUCUAAACAAACGUACCCUACAGAAGGCAAAAAAAGGUUUAUUACUAUUGCAAAAACAAAAUAAAUGCAGUUUAGAAUUGUUUUCCGCCUAAUAAUAAAACUAGUUUAAAUAAUAAUACACUUGCUUGUAAUAGUACAUAAUGUGAUCGUUGACCACCUGACAUGUUCUUAAAUAACAUAACUGAAAUAAAGACAAAU
Spea bombifrons (plains spadefoot toad) is the source of this 890-nucleotide messenger RNA. RefSeq lists its product as uncharacterized. The record is from RefSeq and is a predicted model, not a curated record. Bases 33 to 698 code for a protein of 221 amino acids. The transcript is spliced from 6 exons. Lineage: Eukaryota; Metazoa; Chordata; Amphibia; Anura; Pelobatidae.